AUGCCCAAGGAAGUCAAGCAGAAGUCCGGCAUUGCCGUUGGCAUCAAUGCUGGCCACAAGGUCACCCCCCGCCAGCCGAAGCCGCGUGUUUCGCGCAUGAAGGGACACUUGAGCAAGAGGACUGCUUUUGUUCGGGAUGUCGUGAAGGAGGUUUCUGGUCUCGCCCCAUACGAGCGUCGUGUCAUCGAACUCCUCCGUAACUCCAAGGACAAGCGCGCGAGAAAGCUGGCCAAGAAGCGACUCGGUACCUUCGGCCGUGCCAAGAGAAAGGUCGACGAGAUGACCAAGGUCAUCGCUGAGAGCAGGAGAACCGUUCACUAA
Molecule: messenger RNA, 321 nt
Organism: Zasmidium cellare ATCC 36951
Lineage: Eukaryota; Fungi; Ascomycota; Dothideomycetes; Mycosphaerellales; Mycosphaerellaceae
Exons: 3
Coding region: 1-321 (106 amino acids)
Biological process (GO): cytoplasmic translation
Cellular component (GO): cytosolic large ribosomal subunit; ribosome
Molecular function (GO): structural constituent of ribosome
Source: RefSeq, a predicted model, not a curated record